GUGAACAAGAUAUGGGCUUUAAUCCACCGGCUUAAAGAGUCACAAGGGUAUUGAAAAAGCGUAGUAUACAGGUGUACUUUGCCUACAAGCUGAGUAUUAACCUAUAGUUACCUUCUUUGUGAAGUAAUGGAAAUUUAGUAUUCCUAAUGACCAUCUGAACCGAGGGGUGCCAUGGGAACCAAGGUCUCCAAGAACCAAGGGGACACAGCCUCCAAGAAAGUAAAAGCCGUUGCUGCUUUCCAACUUGCAGGACAGAACACCAAGCUAAAGAGAGCAGCUCAGCUUGCAAAAGUUACAGCCUCUGCAAAAGUUGAUGUUAAGAAAGUAGAUCUGAAUCUUCCUCCCAAACCGCCAUCCUCUCCUGCUGUUGCCAAUCAUGCUUGUGUUGAAGCUUCUACUCUUUGUGGGUUUCCUCUACCGUCCCUCAUCGACGCCAAGUUUAAUGUCAAUGCAAAACAUGGUGGGGGAACUGCCUUACUUAUGCUCACAAGAGGCAAGAAAGACAGCGAUUCAUCUGAAAUCACUUUGCUUAGAUGCGGUUUUGAUGGCAACCACUAUUCCAUCAAGUCAUUGGCUCAAGGUGGUGAACACAGUAUCUACAAUUGGAACGAGGUCUUCACCGACCCUCAAGGAUUCCUCCAACCAAAGUUGCUCUUUGGGAAAUCCCAUGCCACUGUCCUCUCCAACUUGGUGCAGUUUGGCCAUGGCGGUUGCGGGGUUUUGUUCGAAGGGCCCAAGGCCGGAAUCUUAAAUUCAUCUGCCAGCAUUGUCCCGACGCCUCCCAUCAGUUCAGUAUCUGACGCAGACGGCUCGUGUGCUUUGGUGAUAUGCAGCGCCCAGCCUAAUAAGUCAGGAGCAGUACAGAGUCAGACAUACCUUGUUCAUUUUCAGCGAGAUGGCCAUGUCAAACCGGUUCCCUUGGUGCCUGAUGGAAGUGACAGUUUUACCAUGAGGACCUACGAUGGAAAAACACUCGAACUCUGUGGGCCAUCUUACAGUCACUUUGUAGUGUUUCACAGCAAGAGCGCUGCCUUUGCAGAGGAUCACCAUGACAAACCUAGAGGAAAGGUUGUCCAUCUCCAGGAGUUUAGCGGGAUCAACCCAACCACUCUCCUUGAGGAUACCUCUAACUUUGUAGGCCGGUCCAUGCUGGUCAUGUGUUCUCAUAGCUUACAGGACGAAGACUCAACAACAUCAGCUCUUUAUCAGGUGACCCUGAUGAAAGGUCAAGCUGGUGUUGCUUACAUUGCUGGAAUGUCCGGUGUCCUGCAAUCUGCAGACGUGUGGACCAUCACUAUGACCGACAAGAAAGCCCUUCAGAUUGUUGGACCUAAAGGGCCAUGCCGCUAUUCACUAUUCUCAAACAUUCCAGAAGAUGUUCUAGACCCAAACGAUAGGUGUUUACCUCGAUUCUGCCUCGCAACAGGGGAUUCAGAAACCAUAGAGGGUGGCCUGAUCAUAGAUGAUGAUAACUUGACCGUCUGGGUGGACAGUAUGACCAAGGUCUUGGUCACUUGUGAUGGGGUCACUAUCCAGGAGGUGGAGGGAGGAAACUGGUUGGAACAGCCAGACGGUAGAUUGGCAUUCCAGAGGGAGUUGACUGAGAAGGAGAGGAGCACUGGACUGAAGUUUUAUCGAGCGUUUGCUGUUGUGAAAGAUAUUAAUGGAGCUGAUGUAUCAAUAGAACUAGGGGAUUCCCCUCAUCAGGUGAUCAAGGAGCCUCCUGGGGUAGCCUAUGCUUUGAAUUGCGGUGGACCGGCAUAUGAAGCACUCAAUGGAGUCGUCUUCAAUAACACUCAGAUGCAGUUUAAACCCAAUGAAUUUGGGGGUCUCAAGUGCAUCAACAAGUUUGGUUGUCACACCCCACAAAAUCGCAACCUUUAUGCGCUGUUGGGAAAUACAUAUGAUCCUUAUCUCUUCAGCACACACAACCGAACACACAAUGGUUUUGUGGAUACCAUGAAAUUUCCGUUACCAUUACAAGCUGGAGACUACAUGCUACGUCUUCAUGCUGUAGGAGCAGAUUUGACAAAGAGUCGUAUUUAUGACAAUUCUUCAGACUACACGAGUCAACUCCUGAAACAGUUGGAGACAAAAGGCCAUAUCCACGCAGUAGGAACCACAGCUAAGACAUGUGAGGUCCCAAUCACAGUAGGUGAUGAAGGCACUACACUGACCUUUCAAACAGUUGGCGGUGAUGUUUGUGUGUCAGGAAUAUUGGUAUAUGACAAGAAUUUCAAGGAACCAACUCUCACACCAGAAGAGCAAGAAAAGGAAACCAAGACCAAACAAGAGCUUGCUGAUAAAUUACUACCAUUGAACCGAACGUUCUCUUUGAAAGAAAUGAAGAUCGCAGGCUGGUCUCAAAACCUCCUUGAAAAUGCAUCCGGAGAGAACGGUGAUAUGACACGCUGGAACUAUGGUGGGGAAUUCAAAAUUGUUGACGGUGGUGAUGGCACGGAGAAGCAGUUUUUAACUUCGCAUUUACCCUGUACCAAAUCACAAGACAUUGUUCUGACUCAACAUUUCUCAGAGGAACAUCUUGACACAGCCCCAGAGAUUCAGGCAUCGGAAUCAUUCCAUGAAGGUACAUGUAAAGGAGGCUACUAUAAUCUCACUGUGACCCUAAUGGACAAAAAUGACCAGGUCAUCGUUAAAAAGACGACUGGAAAAAAGGGCAGUAUUGUGACUCCGGGAUGGAUCAAAGAAGCCUUUACUUUCAAGGAUUACGGACGAGGCCUCAGAACGAUCAAUUUUACAAGCGUUGGUCACGAUGAUAAAGGUUGGGCAGGUCACUUUGGAAUCCGUAUGUCUGCCGCUGUGGUGCGUGUGAUGAGUGAAGUCAGCCCAGCAAGUGGAGAUGAGUAUUCAGACGUUGAGACAAUUACACCUGAAGAUCGCAAACAUGAAAUCUCUUCUUUCUUGAAUCAGCUGCAAGAGGACUAUCGAGAUACUCUGAAGUUUAUGCUUAUGAAACCCUCUGCCAGUAAACAAAAAGCUGCCGUAAACGUAACAGCCAAUCCACAAAGUGCGGAAAUAACCCUUAAUACAAGGAAGCCAUCAUCCAAGCGUGAAAUCAGAGUCUUUGUAUCGAGCACGUUCCGAGACUUUGAGGAAGAAAGAGAGAUUAUCAUCAAGAAGGUCUUCCGUGAGAUCAAUCGGCUUUGUCUAGAUCGAGGAGCCUUCUUUACCUAUGUUGACCUUCGUUGGGGUAUCACAGAGGAGCAGACUAAAAGUGGAAGAACCAUUGAGAUAUGCCUAAGAGAGAUUGACAAGUGUCGUCCAUACUUCAUUUGCCUGAUGGGAGAUAGGUUUGGCUGGAGCCAAUCCAAAGAGAUCAAAGAUGAACUCCUGGAUCUGAGCUUUGACACCGCGAUAGAAGAAUUCAAGCAGUUUAAGUGGGUAGAUGGAUACCGAUUUGACUCUAGUGUUACACAGCUGGAGGUUGUACAUGGAGCAAUCAGACCCCACGAUGAGCUGAAGAAGGACAAGAUCUUUUUCUAUCUUCGAGAGCAUAGAGUAAAGAGAGAAGACCUUCCGCCCCCAGUGAAGACUGAAGCAGAGAAAAAAGAAUUGAAAGGAGAAACUCAGUGGCACUUUGAUUUGCAACAGAAGUUAAGAGAGUCUGUCAUUGAGUCUGGACACACAUGCAGAAAUUUCAAAGAAGCUAUCGAUGCUGCAGCAAUGAUCAGAGAGGAUUUGGUGAAGUGUAUCAAUGAGGAUUUCCCGCCCGGUACCAACCUGACAGCUCUACAGAGAGAAUCAGAAGCCCAUGAUGCCUUCGCAAACGCGAGACGACGCGUAUACAUCGGACGACAGGAAUACUUUGAUUACAUCGACAACUACUUUUCCAAGAAACCUAAGAAUCCACUGACAAUCAUUGGGGAAUCUGGAUCUGGUAAAUCUGCCCUCAUCGCCAACUGGUGCGGUCGUUUUGAAAAGCAAAACCCUGGAACUUUUCUCUUCAAACAUUUCAUUGGGAGCUCAGCCGAAAGUGCCUCUCAUUUGAAUCUCUUGAGGAGACUGUAUGGUGAGAUGAAGCAGUUCUUCAACCUUGACCUUGAAAUACCAACAUCUGACAGAAACUUGGUUAUUGACCUUCCAUCAUGGCUAAGUAUCGUGAGCAAUAGGUCAAAGGUCAUGAUCGUCCUGGAUGCAUUGAAUCAGCUGGACAGUGGAGCGGGAGGAAACGGGGAUGAGAAGAGCUUGACAUGGUUGCCAAAGAAUUUACCUCCUAACUUGCAAAUGCUUCUAUCUACUCUUCCUGGAAGGUGCCAUGAUGCUGUUACAACGUCCGGAUGGCCAACCUACAAGGUUGAAGCCCUGCAGGAGAAAGAGAAGCUGGACAUUAUCACAGGAUACAUGGAUCUUUAUGGGAAGACUCUCAAUCAGGAACAGAUGGAUCUUAUCCUCACCUCAAAACAGAGCUCAAAUCCUCUAUACCUCAAGGCUCUGCUGGAUGAGGUUCGGAUGUACGGCAGUUUCUCCCAGCUCACCACCGCCAUCAAGAGUUACUUAGCAGCGGAUGACCCUGGCGCCCUCUUUGUCAAGAUCCUCCAGAGGCUGGAAAACGAUUUUGAGACGGGAGCUGUGUCAAGACCUAAUCUUGUGAAGGAUACAACUACAGCUAUCUGGUGUUCACAUCGAGGAAUGAGUGAAAAUGAACUCUUGACGAUGCUCAAGGUACCAAGUGCAGUCUGGUCUCCUUUCUACCUCUCACUCGAGGAAAAUCUCAUCAAUCGGAAUGGACUGGUGAAUUUCUUCCAUGAUCACCUCAGGCAAGCCGUUGAGAGUCGCUACCUCCCCACAGAGGAGGACAAACGCAAGAGGUACUUGGAGCUGGCAAAUUUCUUCAAUGCACAAGAUAUUGAUGAUCGAUAUGCUGAUGAGGUCCCUUACCUAUUAUGUCAAGCGAGGGAGCUGUCACGUCUCAGGGCAACCAUCCUCAAUAUCAACGUGUUCCAGAUCCUGAUGAAAACAGAAGACGGAAACUUCCAGCUCAUCAAAGCUUGGAGAACAUUGGGAGGUUUUGAACCAGUGGAGCAAGCCUAUCUUGACGUCCUCUCUCGGUCUGAAAUCUGGGAAGAAUCAAGGGACAAGGUUGAACUGAUCAAGUCCAUGGCUGUGUUCUUUAUGCAGCUUGGGUUACUGCGAGGGGCCAGAGUCUUGAAUGAACGUCUGUUGAAGGAGCUUGAGCUGAGGUACCUUGCUGAACAUUCUACCAUUGUACAACAUCAUUUCAACUACAGCAUGAAACACAAAUGCAACUAUCCGACCGUCAUUGAUGUGUUAAUAGAACUCGGAAAUGUGUGUCUAAAGCAAGGCAAGUUUGACCCUGCUGAGGCACACCUGGAGGACGCCCUCUCUAGGCUGAACAAGGUCAGGACUCCACAGCAGAAACUCCAGUUAGUCAAGGCCGUCAUAACCUUAGUAUCCGUCAAACGUCGGCAAGGGAAUGUGGAUUUUGCCAAGAAGGUACUGAUGCGAGCCUUUGGUGUGAGCAAAGAGGUUGUUGGUCCUGAUCAUCAUUAUACAGCUGCUCUGGUUGGACAGCUUGGAGAAAUACUGUACGACCAAAGUCGGCUGGAGGAGGCCAUCGCCUGCCAUACCUUUGAUUUCAACGAGACCCUCAAAGAAGGCGGAUCUGAUCAUCCUCACAUAGCAGCCAUCUUGAACAAUAUUGGAUUGGUGCAGGAUGAUAUGAAUGAUAAUGGUACAGAGAAGACUUUCAAGUUGGCUUUAGGAAUCUUACUUGAGGCAUAUGGCAAGGAUCAUGUGGAUGUAGCGACUGUUAGAUACAACCUUGGAGCGCAGUUCUUUGGAAAUAAGAUGUACCAACGUGCCAAGUUCCAGUUUGAAGAAGCCCACCGUGUCUUUGAUCUAUUCCUUGGGGAUCAUCCAAGCGCUAAGGCAGCAAAGAAAGCUGUUGAUAUGGUCAAUAAAUUGUGAAUAAUGUCUUUGUCACCGAGUAAUGUACAAAUCAUGAAAUAUUUAUAUUUGUUUGGUCCGUGUUGAAGGAGUCAUGAGACUGUUGCUAGUUGCCAAAUAUUUCCCACAAUACCUGAUUGAAGGUUCUUAUGAUAUGAGCACCUUCAAUCUUGACACAUUUUCAGUCUACUGUGUGAUGGGGUGAAUGUACAAUAGGUAGAUGUUUAAAACAAAGAAAUUUUGAUCCAUGGUAUUUUGUUAAGUCUUUCGUUAUCACCUUGAAUUGCGAAGCCAAAUGAAUUUGUAUUCAGAACAAAAAUGUAGAAUUUUGUACUACCUGUCUUUCAUGAGAAUUUAUCAGGGUAAAAGUGUUUUGUAUUCUGUAUAAAACUAAGUGUUCCAAAGUAUUAUAAAGUUUAUUCUCGUACCGGGUAAUAUUGUUCUUGAUGUUAAAAAUAUUUCAUGUACUUUUGCUCAUAACAAUUUGUGAAAUUGUAGAAAAAAGUUGUGAAAUAGCAUAGUUCAACUUAGAUGUAUAUUUUUUAGAUCAUGUCUUUCAUCUUCAUGUAACUAAAUAUAUAUAGAAGUAAUCUUUCAGGAACAAAUCAGGGUAAAAUUGUGAAGAGAACAUUCUAUUUCGUGUCACCUUGAACUUCAUGAGACCAUGUGGACAAGAUUUAAAAGUGAUUCUUGUACAUUCAAUAUACCUGUAUAUUUUCCUCUCGAUGUUGAAUGUUAGUGUAUUAAUACCAUCUUUGUUGAAUGGAACAUGUUUAGUUGUAUUACAUGUAUUUUUAUAGAUUAUGUCUUAUACGUGAAGACUUUCUAAAUUGUGGAAGAGUGAGGACAGACUUUUAACAUGUCAAUUUGUUGUACCAAAUAUUUACAUUUUGAUUAUAGAGCAAGGUAGAAUGUAUUCUUCUUAGUUUUGUGUGCCCUUGAGGUCAGGAUGAUAAUGUUAACAGUCAUGUAGAUGUCAAAAGGCCAAGUUUUUGUUCACCUUGCUCUCAUUUCUUUCUACAUCGCUUUUGAUCACACUUGGUUUCUUGGUAAUACCACUUACAGACAGUUUGGAAACAGACAUGCCAUUACAGGUUCAUGAGGAUGAUAAGGUCAAAGGUCAUCUAGGGGUCAAAAUAUCAUAUUGCAUAUUUUCUUGAUCGCAAAUCAGGUCAGAUUCGUGAUUCGUGAACCACCUUGUUUAAUUUUAAUUUUUAAUUUUUGUGGUUACCGCACCUUGAUAUUUGUGAAUUCACUCAGGAUAAACCUUGACAAAUAUUCACAGAUCAAGUAUUGAGGACAAAUGUAAGUUCUUGUAAAGAACCUUACAAGUACUAAGUUGUUUAUCACCUUGAAAGUUUGGAACCAAAUAAUGACAUUUAAAUGUGAUAUUGGGGACAUUUUAUUUUCAAGCUUUGUUUUAUUCAUGAAUUAAUCUGUCUGAAGUGAUAAUUGGGGAAAUUAUUUGUUAUCAUUUUGUUGUUGUUGAUACUUUAAUACUUGGAAUUCUGAAACUUAGACAAGCCAUUAUAAGUAUUUUUAGAUGUCUUUCAUUGGUCUGUAGAAAAUCUAUUUUUAUUCUCAUUUUGUAUCUUUGGUUUUUAUAUAAAUUUAUAUAGCCCUAGGGAUCAUAGAUACCAUCGAAUAAUGGAAUUCAUGUUUGAAAAGUGUAAUAGUGCUGGAUCAUCACAAUCUUAAAAAUUAGUGCAAUUAUUCAACAUUUUGUACAAGUUUGUGACAUUUAUAAUGUGUCAAUAUGUACAGAGGGAAUUUGAUAAGGAGAUGUGUAUUUGUUGAAAAUAAUUUUAAGAGUAUUUGCAAGCCUUAUGAAUAAAAACUUUGUUCCAAUAGAAUUUUUUGUAUACCAAAUUUUAUUUGCCACCUUGAAGUUUUAUUUAAAAGCCAAAUGAUAAGAUUUUGAAAUUUGUGAAUUUGAACAAAGUCAAUUAGUGAAUAAUGUGAGACAAAAUUGUUUGUUAGUAUUGAUGACAAUGCUUGUUUAGUCUUCUUGAAAUUAGAAGAUUAUUUAAAGAUUUCAUCUCUCUUGUUGACUGUGUACCACCCUGUAACUUGUGAGCAUGCAGAGGGUAAAUGUUGAUAAUAUAUUUGAUGAUUUCUUUUAUCUCAAGAGAGAAUAUAUUUGAAGUGUUUUGAGGAUGGAAUCUGAUGAUUAACAUCUUGUACUGAUUAGUUUGAAUACUAGGUAUUUUGUUAUCUGAAA
This is a messenger RNA of Lytechinus variegatus (green sea urchin), 8149 nucleotides long. RefSeq lists its product as uncharacterized. The record is from RefSeq and is a predicted model, not a curated record. Bases 172 to 5949 code for a protein of 1925 amino acids. Gene Ontology annotation, molecular function: protein binding. NCBI's taxonomy places the organism in Eukaryota, Metazoa, Echinodermata, Echinoidea, Temnopleuroida, Toxopneustidae. Gene Ontology annotation, cellular component: Cul4-RING E3 ubiquitin ligase complex. The transcript is spliced from 36 exons.